CAACUUGGGCGGGAAGAAUUAGAGGCUCCCUGGGAAGGGGGACUGGUUCAGGCAUCCGCCUGGGAGCCAAUCAGAGACCUGAUCGCGUAGCUAGUGCAGCCAUCGCAGCCAAAGCGUAGCACGCCGCUGUCACCGCCGCUUCUUUUUCUGCCCCGCGGAGAAGAUGACCGUCGGGAGGCCUCCGGGAGCCUCCGGCGGCGCUCAGUGGAGUGGGCAGAUAUUUCCCCCCAAAUCCUCCCCAGACACAGAGACGGAAGAAGAGCUGUCUGGGGAUGGGCUGGUUUUGCCCAGGGCUGGCACACUUGAUGACUUCCUCAGCCCGGAGGAGGAGAUGGUUUCUGAUUCUUCGGACUCCACUGGGAGCUUUUAUGAGACCCUGCAGGUACUAAAGUCAAAAGGCAGGUGGUGCCUGUUGGAAUCCCUUUAUCAGAACAACCCAGACAGUGGUGAGAACUUCUCUGAAGACGAUGAGGACCUGGAGAGUUUCUUCCAAGACAAAGGCAGGGGGAAGCCCGAGGCCCAGUACCCGGCAUCUCUGAGGUGCAGCUCCCCACGGUGCUGCAGCUCCCUGAGCAGCCUUCCCUCCGACACUCCCAAGGUUCAGCCCCAGCCACCUUCAGGCUCCAGGCCUCCCUCGCAGCACAGAAGCAUCAGCUCCUGGGCAUCAACCAUCACGGUCCCGCGGCCGUUCCGCAUGACACUGCGUGAGGCCCGGAAGAAGGCGCAGUGGCUGGCCUCACCUGCUUCCUUUGAGCAGGAGAGGACGCAGGCCCAGAGGCAGGCCCAGGAGGAGGCCGAGUGCCAGCGGCAGUUCCGGGCACAGCCUGUGCCAGCACAUGUCUACCUGCCCCUCUACCAGGAGAUCGUGGAGCGCAAUGAGGCCCGCAGGCAGGCAGGGAUCCAGAAGAGGAAGGAACGGCUCCUCUCUUCCCUGAAGCCCUUCAGCUUCCUCAUGAAGGAGGAGCAGAGAAAAGAAGCUGCUAAACAGAGGGAGUUGGCUGCCACAGCUAAGGCCAACGUCCCCGAGCAGAAUGCCACCAGAAGGAUCCCCAAGUCCAUUCUGGAGCCAGCCCUCGGGGACAAACUCCAAGAAGCGGAGCUCUUCAGGAAAAUUCGCAUCCAGAUGCGAGCCCUAGACAUGCUCCAGAUGGCCUCCUCCCCUGUCAUCUCCUCCGGCUGCCGGGCUGACCCCCAGCCUCGAACAGCUACCCGAACCCAGAAGGAAAAGCUUGGGUUUCUGCAGACUGACUUUGGAUUCCAGCCUCGUGUGAAUCCUGCCGUCCCUGACUACGAGGGCCUUUACAAGGCCUUCCAGAGAAGAGCUGCCAAGAGAAGGGACACCAGAGAGGUGACUCACAACAAGCCCUUCUUGCUGAGAACCGGCAGCCUGCGUCGCGCUCAGCGGCCCUGUGACACCACCACCUCUGGAGAGAGGAGGGACUCUCCACAGUCACCAGCCACACCCCUGCCAAGGAGUCGUUCUCUGAGUGGCCUUGCUUCUCUCUCUGCCAACACCCUCCCUGUGCACAUCACAGAUGCCACCAGGAGGAGGGAGUCUGCAGUCAGAAGUUCACUUGAAAAAAAGGACAAAACAGAUGAGAGUACUCAGUGGCUGGAGAUGCACAAAAAGAAGUGUCAAGCGAUGUCUAAAUCUGUGACCUUGCGUGCAAAAGCCAUGGAUCCUCAUAAAAGCCUGGAGGAAGUGUUCAAAGCAAAGCUGAAAGAGAAUCGGAACAAUGACCGUAAAAGAGCAAAAGAGUAUAAGAAAGAAUUGGAAGAAAUGAAGAAGAGAAUACAAACAAGGCCCUAUCUCUUUGAACAAGUUACCAAGGACCUUGCUAGGAAAGAAGCAGAACAACGGUAUCGAGACACCCUGAAGCAGGCUGGGCUGGAUGAAGACUUUGUGAGGAACAAGGGUGAGGGCACCAGGGCUGUACAAUGGAAGGAGCAAUCAGAAGUCCCUGAAUGUCCCAGCACCCAUGAAACUACAAAACUCGGCACCAGAAAUCCACAGCAGGAUUUAGAAGAAUCUCUACAACAGCCUACAAGCCCCAAAAAAGAACUGGAGGAGCUGUCUCAUGAAUUGCUAGAUAAUUUCAAAUCACUUGCUUAAUCAGUAGCACUUAAAAUUACUGCUUUUCAAUAUUAAGUAACUAACUUGGGGUUGAGUCAAGGCUGGCAAAACUUGGCUUUUGAGCCAAUGGCUACUCUUGGAGAAUGAGGAUAAGAAAAGUAGCAAGAAAAAAAGUAGGUAACAAACAGGGAAUGGUUUAAGCAAAUCAAAGUGAAAAGCCUCAGGGUGGAGGAUUCAGAGCAGAGUUAAGCAUUCUUGCUUCUUGGGCUUCCUACUUAAAAAAGGAGCACACACCCAAAUGCCUACAGGGGCCAGUUAGGAAACAAAUGGAUCACAUGGGCUGGGUAUAAGGUACACUAUUAAUAGCUAGAACCCAGGCCCAGAAUUGCCAGAUCAGCAACUGAGUUUUCAAACAGAAGCCAGGAAUUUCCUGUUGGCAACCAAUUAAAACAUUACUGAGAAAUAUUGUGUGGGAAAACAAAACACUUGCAGGAAGACAGGUCUGCAACUUCUAGUACAUGGUUUCUUAGCCUCAGUACUAUUGAUUUAGGGCCAGAUGAGUGUGUCGGUGUUGGGUGUUGGGAGAAGGAGCUGUCCUGUACAUUGUAGGACGUUAGCAGCAUCCCUGGCUUCUACUCCCUGGAUGCCAGUAAUGCCCUCUCCACAGUUAUGACAAAAAUGCCAUAUGUGGGGCAGUGGGCAGGCAAAAAUGUUCCUAGUUAAGAACCACUGCUCUAGUAUAAAAGUAAGGGCUACAGAAAAUAAAAAUUGGCAUUUUAAGAAUACAAGAUAUUGACAUGAACUCAAUCUACAUAACAAAGGGUGAUUAUGCAUGUCAUUAACAACUUAAGAACUAUAACUACUGAAUUUAAAACGGCAGUUAAUUUUUCCUGUUAUCUGCUUAAAAUAUGCCACUGUGUGCAUGGUGUGUGUGUAAGCCUGAGGUUCAUUUUCAAUAAAUGUGAAAAUUCUCUGACA
Molecule: messenger RNA, 3052 nt
Organism: Neofelis nebulosa (Clouded leopard)
Lineage: Eukaryota; Metazoa; Chordata; Mammalia; Carnivora; Felidae
Gene: FAM161B
Product: FAM161 centrosomal protein B
Exons: 9
Coding region: 164-2113 (649 amino acids)
Biological process (GO): cilium organization
Cellular component (GO): cilium
Source: RefSeq, a predicted model, not a curated record